Messenger RNA from Penaeus monodon (black tiger shrimp), 1615 nucleotides. RefSeq lists its product as uncharacterized. The coding region runs from base 184 to 1539 and encodes 451 amino acids. The record is from RefSeq and is a predicted model, not a curated record. The transcript is spliced from 4 exons. NCBI's taxonomy places the organism in Eukaryota, Metazoa, Arthropoda, Malacostraca, Decapoda, Penaeidae.
GCACAUCAAGCUGAGUACGCAGUCGGUCGUCACUCGCUUGUGCUGCGGCUGGAGGCUUAGCUUAAAGACACCCCCAAAAAAGCACGGGAAAAGUCUAUAAAAUCACUAUUAAUUUGUAACAGUAAAGAAGCUGAAACAGACCCUACUGUGGCAUCGCUUCUCUGCAGGCGACCAGAAACCAGGAUGGACAAUGAAAUAAAGUGGCUAUGGAAGACAACGCAGACGGAGGCAUUCUACGCAACAUACACCAUCAGUUACCGGCUCACCCUUGCCACCCGCGAACCCUUGCUCGAGGAUCACCUUCUCCAGGCCCUCACCCAUCUCUUCAGGAAGGUGCCUCUCCUGCGAGUCUGUUUUGGCCAACGUGAUGGCGAAAUGUGGAUCAGAGAGAUGGCGGGAGAAGCGUUAGACUUUGAGGUUGUUUCAAAUGCCUCAGUAGAAGAUAUACGCGAGAGUCUGCAGGCCUACCGCUACGACUUGAUGAAAGGUCCUCUGUGGUGCGUGAAGCUCCUCUCAGAGCCACCUUCCUCUCCAGUAGUUCCAGAGGGGAUUGACACGACAAAGUUUCGUCACGUGUACACAUUGUUCCUGGGUCUUCACCAUGGUAUCACUGAUGGUAACUCCAACAUGAGGAUUUGUGGUUUUCUGGUUCAGAUUCUUGAAGCCGUACUAGGAAGGAAGGACAUAGACGACGCGGAACAAUUCGGCGUCUACGUGUCUGACGAGAGAACACAGCGGCUGCUGAAGGAGUACGUGGCAUCCCUGGAGGCCGACCCUGAACUCAGGCGCAAAGUGGUGGACGAGAUUCAGUCUCGCUACGGAAAAUAUUCAUUAAUUAAAUCGACUUACAAGGAAGUAGGUGAGAAAGUACCAAGGACGGGGGUGUUGGAAAUGAACUUAGAUGCUGAUUCCACGAUCGCUUUCAUCAAACGUUGUCGAGCCGAAGGCGUCACCGUCAACUCGGCUUUUAUAGCUGCUACUAGCGUCUCGGUUGUCGACCUCCUGGUGGACGGAGGCCUUGAGCAGGACACGUACGAUAUUCGCAGCGACCACGUCCUCAACGCCCGCCGGUACUGGGGCGGCGAUACGUCUCAGUACCUCGGGUGUCACCUCCUCCCUCUUUUGCCCGUGGUCGCUAAGACGCCGCGAAACAUCACAGGAAAAUUCUGGGAGUUUGCAAGAUCGGUCCACCAGGAACUUCAGAAGAAGUUCAACGAAGGCGGACCUCUCCUUGAAGAAGCAGGGAGACACUUCAUGUCCGCGAACACAGACUUUGACCCCACUUUCCAGUACGAGUUUUGUGUGACCAACAUGGGCAACGUGACGAGUCUGGUGACGGAGGGCGGCGACAACGUCCAAGCUCUUCACGUCAUCAGAACUGUAGCUAUGAAUACUGUUCCCUGCACCUGGAGUAUCCUGCUCCACACCUUCCGCAGUCGGCUGAUCCUUGCUCUCACGUACAACACGUCCUUCGUCAAUUCGGAAAUGGCAAAGAAAUUCUGUGAUGGGAUCUUCUACCGCCUUAAGGAAGCAUUGUGAUACAAGGACACGAGAUGAAAUUACAGUUUUGCGAAACAAUGUGAUUUUCUCAGAUCAUUCACAUUAGCUGUUAAUU